Eruca vesicaria subsp. sativa (arugula) is the source of this 1368-nucleotide messenger RNA. The record is from the annotation of a GenBank genome assembly. Lineage: Eukaryota; Viridiplantae; Streptophyta; Magnoliopsida; Brassicales; Brassicaceae.
AUGGGUUGUUUCUCGUGUUUCGAUUCGAGUGAUGACGAGAAGCUGAAUCCAGUGGAUGAAUCCAAGGCUCAGAAACAAUCACAACAACCGACACUAUCCAAUAACAUCUCUGGACUUCCUUCAGGUGGGGAGAAGCUUAGCUCAAAGAGCAAUGGAGGGUCAAAGAGGGAGCUGCUUCUUCCAAGGGAUGGGCUUAGUCAAAUUUCUGCUCAUACAUUUUCUUUCCAUGAGGUAGCUGCUGCGACUAUGAACUUUCAUCCUGACACAUUCUUAGGUGAAGGUGGUUUCGGACGUGUCUACAAAGGAAGGCUUGACAGCACUGGUCAGGUUGUUGCUGUUAAACAACUGGACAGGAAUGGUCUACAAGGUAACAGAGAGUUUCUUGUAGAAGUUCUUAUGCUCAGUCUUCUUCAUCAUCCCAACUUAGUCAACCUUAUUGGCUAUUGUGCUGAUGGAGAUCAACGCCUCUUGGUCUACGAGUUUAUGCCCUUAGGAUCAUUAGAAGAUCACCUCCACGAUCUUCCACCGGAUAAGGAGGCCUUAGAUUGGAACAUGAGAAUGAAGAUAGCUGCUGGUGCGGCCAAAGGUCUGGAGUUCCUACAUGAUAAGGCAAACCCUCCGGUUAUUUAUAGAGAUUUUAAGUCAUCAAACAUUUUACUGGAUGAGGGUUUCCACCCAAAGCUUUCUGAUUUUGGACUUGCUAAACUCGGACCAACAGGAGACAAAUCUCAUGUCUCCACUAGAGUCAUGGGCACUUAUGGAUACUGUGCUCCUGAGUACGCAAUGACAGGACAGUUAACAGUCAAAUCAGAUGUCUACAGUUUUGGUGUGGUUUUUCUUGAGCUCAUUACUGGUCGAAAGGCAAUAGAUACUGACAUGCCUCAUGGAGAGCAGAAUCUAGUAGCUUGGGCUCGCCCAUUGUUCAACGACAGGAGGAAGUUUAUAAAACUAGCUGAUCCUAGGUUAAAAGGGAGGUUUCCAACGCGUGCACUGUACCAAGCAUUAGCUGUGGCUUCAAUGUGUAUCCAAGAGCAGGCGGCUACACGUCCACUCAUAGCUGAUGUGGUUACUGCACUCUCAUAUCUUGCAAACCAAGCUUAUGAUCCUAACAAAGAAGAUAGUAGGAGAAACCGAGAUGAAAGAGGUGGGAAGUUAAUAACAAGGAAUGAUGAAGGAGGUGGCUCUGGAAGUAAAUUUGAUCUAGAUGGUUCAGAGAAGGAAGAUUCUCCGAGAGAGACAACUCGGAUCUUGAACAGAGACAUUAACAGGGAGCGUGCGGUUGCAGAGGCAAAAAUGUGGGGAGAGAGUUUGAGGGAGAAACGAAGACAGAGUGAGCAAGGAACUUCAGAGAGCAACAGUACCGGUUAG